AGAGAGAGAGAUGGUGAAUGCGUUUACAGUAGUGAAGCCAUUGUUGCAAGGGCUGAUGAAGCUAGCUGGGAUGACACCCAAAUUAGUGGAGAUCGAACCAGGGACAGUAAUGAAUUUCUGGAUCCCAAAUGAAACGAUCAAAAGGAAUCAAAAUCAAAAUCAAAACCAUACCAAUCACAAAACCAACAAGCCUGCGGUGGUACUUGUUCAUGGCUUCGUCGGAGACGGCAUUAUAACAUGGCUAUUCCAACUAUUGGCUUUAAACGGCAGGUACGCAGUCUACGUGCCGGACCUCCUCUUCUUCGGCGGCUCCACCACCGACAGCCACCACCGGUCAACCACCUUCCAGGCAGAGUGUUUGGCCAAGGGUUUGAGGAAGCUAGGAGUGGAGAGUUGUACACUGGUGGGUUUUAGCUAUGGAGGUAUGGUUGGGUUUAAGCUGGCCAAGUUGGCCCCAGAUUUGGUUGAUUCUUUGGUGGUUUCCGGCUCGGUUCUGGAAUUUACUGAGUCCAUUAGUCGUGCUUCGCUGCAGAAGAUUGGGUUCUCACGGUGGUCGGAACUUUUGUUGCCGGAGACCAUUGAGGGUGUGAAAGCUAUGCUUACAGUGGGUACUCACAAGUUGCCAUGGCUUCCUGAUUUUCUUUACAGAAACUUUCUGGAGGUACUUAUACUCUUGCUUACACCCUAG
Ilex paraguariensis (yerba mate) is the source of this 688-nucleotide messenger RNA. The record is from the annotation of a GenBank genome assembly. NCBI's taxonomy places the organism in Eukaryota, Viridiplantae, Streptophyta, Magnoliopsida, Aquifoliales, Aquifoliaceae.